GAUGGCCCGGUCUCUGUGGCUUAUGGCCUCAAGAAGGAGCUCUUGGAAAUCCGCGCCAAAUAUCCAGCGCCAGCCAGCUUUCAGUAUAUCCAUCGAGAAGCCUCAGUGCUACGCGAGAAAGAGAUACAGCAAGCGUGUCAUCCUUCACCCGAUUCCGACGUUUGCGGUUGGGUGAUGGCAACAGCGGAUCCAAACGGUGCAUAUGGAGGCGAUCAUCCAGACAACGAGGAAGACAGGAUGAAUUUGAAAUUCGACAACUUCAGGUUGGUGUUUCAGUGCGUCAGUGGCACCGCGUUGCUACAUUGGGCCUCUGAAGAGGACUUCAAGAUUGGCAUUUUCGGUGCUCGACGUGCGCCUCGUGCUCUCGCAUGGUGGGACUUGCGCAAGGCAUACGAUGUGGUGGUGCAGCGGGGCGACGAAAACUUUGACAUCGCAGCCGGGCAGUUCACCAUUCUGAUGUAUGGUGGCAACCUGAGCUUCUCCGUCGAAGGUGACCAGGACAUUCCUAUUUGGUACAAUGCAGUGCGCGGCGUGAUUCGUGACGCGGCUUGGCACCAGGCCACCAAAGCCGAACAGCCAGAGCAACAGAGGAAACGUUGGCACGCAGCCAUGGGCCUGGCUCGUGCCUUGCUGAAUGGACGCCCAAUUGGCACACGUGCCUUGGCUGUGACUUUUCACCUCUAUGACACCGACAAGGACUGCGUCUUUCGUCUGGGCGAGAUCAUGUUGCUCAUCAAGGAGGUCUAUGCUGCCAUGAUUCAAGAUACCGGCCUGGCCGAAGGAGCAACGAUGGACUUGGCCCUGCAAUCUGCCAGCUCGCGCAUCCCUACGGAGCUUCUCUUUGAGAAGGCCUUGAUCUUCCGUAGGCAAUGCGAUCAGAGCAACGACGGACGCAUCUCGAAGGGUGAAUUUGCCGCCUUCGGACACCAAGCUUUGCUGGAAGCAGUGACCAUUUGAGCGGCGACGAGUGAGUUCACCAAAACCUUGGUGUCCAAAAAAAAAAUAGAGGAUCCGUGGCUUGAAGCAAAAGAAUAAUAUUUGAAUAUACCCCCAUUAAGC
Cladocopium goreaui is the source of this 1059-nucleotide messenger RNA. NCBI's taxonomy places the organism in Eukaryota, Dinophyceae, Suessiales, Symbiodiniaceae. The record is from the annotation of a GenBank genome assembly.